Molecule: messenger RNA, 1731 nt
Organism: Apiotrichum porosum
Lineage: Eukaryota; Fungi; Basidiomycota; Tremellomycetes; Trichosporonales; Trichosporonaceae
Exons: 6
Coding region: 1-1731 (576 amino acids)
Biological process (GO): lactate metabolic process
Molecular function (GO): heme binding; L-lactate dehydrogenase (cytochrome) activity
Source: RefSeq, a predicted model, not a curated record
AUGAGCUCUCGACUCUUUUCGACUUUUGCCUCGCGUGCUCGCGGCGCAGCCAAGACCGCUGCCCCGCUCCGACGGGGUAUUGCAACUGCGGCACGCAAGCCCCAGUCCCGCUGGGUCGCUGGGUCCAUUGCCGUCGCCGUCCCUGCAUACUUGUUCCUCUCGCGUGAGCCUAUCCGCCUCGAUUCCGCCAAGGUGCAGACCGUCGCAACUGGCAAGGGCGUGCCCGUUUCCGAGCUGCUGAAGCGCGUCGACGGACCCGAGGUGUGGGUCGUGAUCAACGGCAAUGUCUACGACAUGACCGAGUUUCUCGACGACCACCCCGGUGGCCGGGACGUCAUCGUCGCCAACAAGUCGCACGACGUCACGCCGCUCUUUGCGCCGCGACACCCGACCAACCAGCUGGACGGCGAGAACCUGCCUCCGUCCGUGAAGAAGAUCGGCCCGUUGGUGGGCACCGAGGAGGAGCUGGAAGAGAUCAAGCUCAAGAUAUCGGCAGAGCAGCUCGCCGAGGAGGAGCGCAUCCGCACUGCCCGCGCCGAGUUUGAGGCCAAGGGCCUUGGGUCCGUGAUCAACAUGGCCGACUUUGAAAAGGUCGCCGAGCCGCUGCUGUCCAGCCUCGCAUGGGCGUACUAUGCCAGCGCCGGCGACGACGAGAUCACAAAGAUCGCCAACGCUACUGCAUACCAGAAGGUCCUCUUCCGCCCGCGCGUUCUGCGAAAGGUCGCCGAGUGCGACGCGAGCACCGAACUCAUGGGCUGCCCCUCGAGCCUGCCAGUGUUCAUCGCGCCCGCAGCCAUGGCCAAGCUCGGCCACCCUCUGGGCGAGAUCAACCUCACCCGCGGAGCAGGUUCCACGGGUAUUAUCCAGGCUAUCUCCUCCAACGCGUCGUGCGGCAUGGACGAGAUGCUCGAGGAGCGUCUCCCAGGCCAACCGCUCUUCUACCAGCUCUACGUCAACCGCGACCGCGCCAAGGCCGCCGAGCUGAUCAAGAAGAUUGAUGCGGGCAAGUUUGACGCCAUCAUGCUGACGGCCGACGCGCCCGUGGGUGGCAAGCGCGAGCGCGACCUGCGGCUCAAGGGCGAGUUUGAGGGGCCCGCCGGCGGCGUGUCCGAGAAGAGCGACGACACGCAGGGCGUCUCGCAGGCCAUGUUUGCCGGCGUCGACCCCAACCUGUGCUGGGAGGACAUCAAGUGGGUGCGUACCCUGACCAACAUCCCCAUCAUGGUCAAGGGCGUGCAGACCGUCGAGGACGCGCAGAUGGCCUACGAGGCUGGGUGCGACGGCAUCAUCAUCUCCAACCACGGCGGCCGGCAGCUGGACACGACGCGCCCGGCCCUCGACGUGCUCCUCGAGAUCCGCCAGUGGGCGCCGCACCUCCUGCGUCCCGAGUUCCGCGGCUCGACGGGCGCGUCGCGCGAGCUGCUCGCCGACCCCAAGCGCCUCACGGCCAAGGACGAACCCGACGCGAUCGGGCCCCUCCAGCACCGUUUCGAAAUCUUCAUCGACGGCGGCGUCAAGCGCGGUACCGACGUCGUCAAGGCGCUGUGCCUCGGGGCCAACGGUGUCGGUAUUGGCCGUGGGUUCCUGUUCGCGCAGAGCGUCGCAGGCGAGGAGGGCGUCGAGCACGCCGUUGGCAUCCUCAAGAGCGAGAUUGAGCUGGCCAUCCGACUCGUGGGCGCCAACAAGGUCUCGGAGCUGCGCCCAAGCAUGGUCGAGGUCAAGAAGGACUAG